This is a messenger RNA of Linum trigynum, 1940 nucleotides long. The record is from the annotation of a GenBank genome assembly. NCBI's taxonomy places the organism in Eukaryota, Viridiplantae, Streptophyta, Magnoliopsida, Malpighiales, Linaceae.
CGACAUGUCUUCCACAUUCUCUACUCCACUCCACCACUAACCCACUCUCUCUCUCUCUCUCUCUCUCUCUCUCUCUCUCUCUUUCUCUCACUACCUUUCCUCUUUCUAUUGGGCCCUCUGUUUCACCGGUGCCUGCAAAUCCAGCAGAAGCUUGACUGUUUCCCCCAUUUAUUAUUAAACCCUCCCUUCUCCUUCCUCUGCCUCUGCUCCCUCUCGCUUCCCACCACAGACUCCCUCUUUCCCUCCCCAAUCUGUUCUUCCCCCACUUCUCCUAUGGCUACCAUGUCCGUCGGAGACCCGGAUUCCUGGCUUCCACACAAGCCCGAGUUCACCUUCCCCUCCGAGUUCCCCUACGACUUCGACUCGUCCCCUGACUCUGACACCUGCGACGACGAGGACGACUUCUUCGCCGGUUUGACUCGCCGCCUCACCCAGCAACUCACCUUCAAGUCACCGGAGAACCGGGUUGUGGUCGGGUCGCCCGAGUCCACGCUCAACGGGUUGGGGAGCAUGUCGGUUUCCAGCAACGGCAGCCCCAACGGCGCCUUAUCUCCUACAACUACUCCGGCUCCAAUUGGUGCUAAGAACGACGCGUGGGAUCUGAUUUACGCCGCUGCAGGGCAAGUGGCGAGGCUGAAGAUGUCUCAGGGGAUUCCAUCUGGGUCGGUUUACUCCCUCGGCCAUAAUACCCCUCAGAUUCAGCAGUUGAGGCUAGAACAGGGGACUCCGAAGGGACAGUGGCCUUCAGUCUGGGAGAGACAACAACAACAACAACAGCAAGUGAAGGCCGCUGCCUGGCCGAAGCUUCCUCCUCCCCCGUCGCCGCCGCAGUCGCAGAUCUCGUGCGGCGGUGGUGUGUAUGACAACAGUAGAUUUGUUGUCCGGCCUCCUCCUCUGUCUCAGGCUCAGGCGCAGGCUUGCUGGCCUCCACUUCAAACGAAUCGCCCCCAGUACCCACAUAAUCAGACGGCGGGGAGUUUAAAUUCGGGGACGAGGGCGGCGGCAGGGUUUGUGGGAGUUGGAUAUGGUUCUACUAAUGGCGGUGCCGGUGCGAAAAAGGAGUGCGCUGGAACAGGGGUUUUCCUUCCGCGUAGAUACGGAAACCCUGUGCCCGAUUCGAAGAAGCAACCUUCUCCUGGGGUUAUCGUGCCGGCGAAGGUCGUCCAUGCACUCAACUUGAGUUUUGACGAGACGGCGACUUGUAACGGCCAGGGUCAGUCUCCAGGGUUUAACGCAUCCUUCGCCGCUGAUUAUGCGACUCUGCUGGCAAGAAGGAACUCGAUUUUGCAGCAGCAGCAGAAGAGAGCAAUGCAGCCAGAAAGUGGGUUCUUCAGCCAUGAAAUUGGGAGGCUGCCUCAGGAGUGGACCUAUUGAUUCAUUUCAAAGUGGAUGUUCUUUUGUUUUGGGGAGAAGGAAGCAGAGUAUAGCAACAAGAAGACGAAGAAGAAGGGUAGUAUUAGUAGUAGGGAAAAAGGUUAAAAGGUGGUUUUUUUUUGCCGUUUAAGGUAACAGUAAUAAGUUAUUGCUUAGUAAUAAGAAGGGCAUUUUGUUGGGUGGGUUUUAGUUUGAAAAGAGAGGGGCUGAAUAAGCAAAAAUCAAGUUCCUCUUAUCCUUUAUUUUGGGGUUUGAUUUUGAACCAGGCAGGCAGGAUAGUGAAGAUGAAGAAGAAAGAUGGGUAAUUCUGUUUGUAAUAAAGUGGGGUAUUAUGAUUAGUAAUAAAUAGUGGUGAGGGUAUUAUUUAAUUAAUUAAUAUUGGUUUGGGUGUGCUCAAAGAACUAGGGAAGGUUCUUUCUUAUCCAAGGGGAAAAGAAAGAACCAGUAGGCUCUGUUUCUGUUCUCACUAGGUUCAAGGCUGCAAACUGUAAAAACCAUGGGUUGCAGUUUCUGCAAUUUUCUGUUUACUUUUUACUGUGACAUUGUAAUAGACGGGUGAAAAAGGA